UUCAUUCAUUCAUUAUCAGAAAAAUAACAACAACGGUCUAAAAAUAGUUAAGAUCAGAUUAGUACUUACCCACUAUCUUCUAAACUCUUCAUCAUUUCAUUCUCCACCAUACCAAAAAAAUCAAAUACAAUUUUUUUUUUUUUUAAAAAAACCUUUACAAUAAAAUAUACAAGAAAAAGAAAAAAGCUCAGUGCUACACACACACCCCAUAAUCAAUCAACAAUCCAAUCCCUUUUUCUUUUCCUUUAAUUUUAUUAAUUAAUAUUAUUAUCCUAAGUUGUUGCAUGUUUCAGCAAUGAGAGUUGAAAAAAUAGCUUUUCAAUAAUCCAUUUUCCAAAAGGGUACCCAAAAAAAAAUGUCUUUUCAUCCGUAUUCCUUUUGAUUUCAGCUUAUCAACAAUGGCCGAUGAUCUCCCUACCUUCACAAAGGAUGUUUUACUUGUGAAGGGUUUGAAGAAUUCCACGUUGGUUUGGAGGUUGGUUGUGUUAGCAUUUGCAAUGGUUUGUGGUGUGUAUAUAUGUUCUAUUUGUUUGAAGCAAAUAAACACUGGUAACAAAAUUGGUUUUCUAGAUAUUAAGGUUGUUCAAAAGCCUUGUCCUGAACCUAAGAUUGAACCUUGGGAGAUUCCUUAUGUGCAUUAUCCGAAUCCCAAAACUUACAGCAGGGAGGAAUGCAGUUGCCACCCGGUGCGGUAUUUUACUAUUUUGUCGAUGCAGAGAUCGGGGAGUGGAUGGUUCGAGACUUUUUUAAAUAGUCAUCCGAACAUAAGCUCAAAUGGUGAAAUCUUUUCGGUUAAGGUUAGAAGGAGUAAUAUGACGACAAUAACAGAGACUUUGGACACAAUUUAUAAUCUAGAUUGGGUUAGUAGUGCUUCCAAAAACGAGUGCACGGCUGCAGUUGGCUUGAAAUGGAUGCUUAAUCAGGGACUGAUGCAGAAUCAUGAAGAUAUUGCUGAGUAUUUCAGGAUACACGGUGUUUCAGUCAUUUUUCUUUUCAGAAGGAAUCUUUUGCGUCGGAUGAUUUCUGUACUUGCAAAUGAAUAUGAUAGGAAUGCUAAGAUAUUAAAUGGCACUCACAAAUCUCAUGUUCAUUCACCCAAGGAGGCAGAAAUACUCGCAAAAUACAAGCCCACGCUCAAUUCAACAUUGUUGAUUGCAAAUUUGAAGCAAGUGAACGAUACCACCACGAAAGCUUUAGAAUAUUUCAAGAGCACAAGGCACAUAAUGCUAUACUAUGAAGACGUUGUAAAAAAUCGCACUAAAUUAAUGGACGUUCUGGAAUUUUUAAAGGUUCCUCAAAUGGAUUUAAAGAGUCGUCAGGUAAAGAUUCAUAAAGGAUCCUUAUCGAGUCAAGUUGAAAAUUGGAAUGAUGUGAGUAAAGCACUAACAGGCACGCAAUAUGAGAGUUUCAUCCAUGAAGAUUACCGUAGGUAAACUGAUGGGUAUGUACAUACCACGUUUUGCCUUUUCUUUUACCCCUUCAUACGCCGUUAGCAUUCUUCUAAUAUUUGCUCACAAGUCGCCACUAGAGUCGACAGGAAAGCCGCCCUGUUGAAAGUUUUGCCGGGCCGCCCUCACAUUUUUGUACUCAGUUUUUUGUUGUUAGUUUUUCUGCCAAUUCAAUUAAAUAUUUAAUUCAUUCUUUGUAACUUUUUUACUUCACUGUUUUUGUUGAACACUUGUAUUGAAACAAUCAAGAGAAUCCUCAAUUUCAAUUGCCAAAUUAUAUUAUGAUCAAGUUUUCCCUCCUUACAUGAUCUAUAAAUAGAUUGAGAAAGAUUUGAAUCUGCAGAUUUCAUAUAAA
Molecule: messenger RNA, 1803 nt
Organism: Trifolium pratense (red clover)
Lineage: Eukaryota; Viridiplantae; Streptophyta; Magnoliopsida; Fabales; Fabaceae
Product: nodulation protein H
Exons: 6
Coding region: 399-1433 (344 amino acids)
Source: RefSeq, a predicted model, not a curated record